GAAUAACAUGGAAAGUAGGUACUCUAGGUACCUACUUUUUUUAGACAUUGUUUACUCCCAAACUAUAAUGUUAAAAUUUUAAUAGGGCUUAGAAAUUUUAAUUUUAAGGGUUUUAAUAAUUAAAUCCCAUCCUGCAGUAUCCUGUUAUAUGAGCAGGAAAAUGUGGAACACCUGCCGUUGUUGUUUGAAUCCCAAUGCUUCUUCUCAAGAUAUCUACAAAUUCGGGACCGAGGUGUACGAAACCAUGCUGAAGGAAACUUUUAAUAUUGAGAUGUCUAACAACACAAAAGCGCCAUGCAACCUGAUCUGCAAGCAGUGUGUCUCGCGGCUGCAAGAUGCAAGUGCAUUCAAGGCUAUGGUCCUGCAGAGUAGGGACAUUUAUGAAAAGUUCCUGCAUAACUGUCAGGGCGACAAUGAUAAUGACAUAGAAGUUAUGAAGCAAGAAGAAUGUGAAUUUAAAUCUGACGAUGAUCCUCUAUGUUUCAUAAAACAAGAAGGCAUACAAAGCAGAAACGAAGACGCUACUGUGAAACUGAACAGAGAUAACAGAGAGAGUGAAAAGGCAGUGAGAAAAGUAAAAAAUAAACGCAACACAGGUGACACCAAAUCAAAUGGUGAUUGGACGAAACUAACCGAACAACGAGGCAACGGACCCAUACUGAGAGAGAACUCACUGAAACUUCUGGAAAACUCCACAAUAUUCGCAUUCCAAUGGCACAAGAGUAAAUAUAGGUGUUUUUGCUGCACCAAACCGUUUCUGGACACGAACGAACUCCGAAAUCAUUCGGAACAACAUUCAAUAAAGGAUAUAGCAAAGAAAAUAAUAAUACAACAAAAUAUGCUGGUCAAAGUGGAAAUAUCUAUAUUAAAUUGCAAAGUUUGUCGCGAGAAAUUGGAAAAUUUACAAGAAUUGAGAGACCACUUGACCAUACAGCACAAUUUUGAGUUUAAAAUGAAAGAAGAUCUGCUCGUACCGUUCAGAAUAAGCGACGAUUUGGCAUGUCAAAUAUGUAGCGAGAAGUUCACGGCGUUUAGACAUCUAAACAUACAUAUGAACAGACAUUUUAAAAAACAGAUAUGUCACCUGUGUGGGGCAGCUUUCUCUAAUCUGAAGUUCCUCAAUUUGCACAAAUACAGACACAGACUUUUGAAAUGCAAAGAAUGCAAUAUAGAAUUCUCCACUAGGAAAGAGAAAAAUUGCCACGAUGCAACUGUACACAAAGUGAAAAUUGUUAAAAAGCUAAGAUUCCCGUGUCCGCACUGCGAUGAAAGAUAUUGUCAAGAAAAUUUGAGAAUAUUACAUUUGGUUGAUAUUCACGGUAUGAAGAGACCGGAACACAAAUGCAGCGUUUGCUCAAAAAGUUUUAUAACCAAAAGUCUGUGCACAAAUCAUUUUAAAUCUGUGCACAAGAAGGAGAGGAAGCAUCCGUGUGAUAUAUGUAAAAAUCUAUUUUACACUCGUUCUGAUGUUGUGAGGCAUAAAGUGACACAUACGGGUGAGAAAAAGUUCUCGUGUGCUUUGUGCAGUGUGACGUUUGCAAGUAAAGAUUCUUUGCGGAGACACAUGAAGAGAACUCAUGCUGUGUGUUGAUAGUUGGUGUUAGAUAUAAAUUCAAAUCAUUUAUUCAGAAAUUAGACCUUCACAGGCACUUUUUGUCGUAAAUUUUUAUAUUUAUAGUUAUUUCUCACAAGCUACAAACUACUGGCAUUUCGGAACGACCACUGCUGAGAAGAAAUGUCGAAAGAAACACAUUUGAACAGUGUUGGUCCCUAUCAUGCCAGAAUAUAUACCAUUUUGUGCCAUAAAGUGAGUGACUUUGGUGGUAGAGGUGGUUACCUAGGUGGUUCUGUGCCUUGCUCCAACUGAUGAUAAGUACAGUCAAGAAAAAAAUAAAUCCGAACUAAUAUUAUGAGAAAGUAAUUUUGUUCGUUACCUCUUCACGCUCUAUCUGCUCAACCGAUCUUCUUGAAAUUUUGCAUACAUGCAGUUUGAAGUGCGGAGAAGGACAUAGGGUACCUUUCGUCCCGAAAAAAUAACUGCUCCUGUGGGAAAUAUACGCCGGAGAAUCCGCGGGUAAAAGCUAGCUUAAUAUAUAAGAUUUUGUAUUGUUGUUUAUGUUUUCAAUUUACAUUGAUUUCAAUAUGGUCAAAUAUGCUUUCAAUGAUAAAAGUAUAAUAUGAACUGCUUUAAA
Molecule: messenger RNA, 2192 nt
Organism: Plodia interpunctella (Indianmeal moth)
Lineage: Eukaryota; Metazoa; Arthropoda; Insecta; Lepidoptera; Pyralidae
Product: PR domain zinc finger protein 5-like
Exons: 4
Coding region: 149-1591 (480 amino acids)
Biological process (GO): regulation of transcription by RNA polymerase II
Cellular component (GO): nucleus
Molecular function (GO): RNA polymerase II transcription regulatory region sequence-specific DNA binding; zinc ion binding; DNA-binding transcription factor activity, RNA polymerase II-specific
Source: RefSeq, a predicted model, not a curated record